AUGAUUAUGCUAUUAAAAUAAAUACUCAAAGUCCAGAAAAUUACUAUAAUAAAUCUAUUGUUUUAAAAAAAUUGUAACGUUUUUCAGAAGCCUUAGAAUAAAUUGAAAUUGCUAUUUAAAAAAACCCAGAAAAUCCAUUAUUUUAUAAUCAGAAAGCAAAUACUUUAAUUAAAUUGCAUCUAUUAUAAUUAUGCGAUUUAGAGAUAUCCAGAAAAUGCUACAUUUUAUUAUAAUAAAGCUAUGACUUUAGAAGAUAUGAAUUCUUUAAAUGAAGCAUUAAAAUAUUAUAAUUAUGCAAUUGAGAGAAACUAAAAAAAUGCUGACUUUUAUAACAAAAAAGGAAUUGCGCUAAGCAAAUUAGAUUAAUAUUAAGAAGCCUUAUAAUAGUUUGAUUUAGCCAUAGGUAUUGAUGCUGAAUUCUCAGAGCUUUAUCAUAAUAAGGCAAAUGUUUUAGUCUAUUAAAAUAAAAUUAAAGAAGCUUUAUAAUAUUAUGACUUAGCCAUAUAGAAAAAUCCUGAAAAUCCAGAGUACUAUCAUAAUAAAGAAUAGCUAAUACUUUAUCCAAACAGAAUCGAAAUGAGGAAGCAUUAAAAUUUUAUGAUUUAGCUAUAAAGAAGAAUCCUGAAAAUUCAGAAUAUUAUGAAAAUAAAGGUACGUUUAACCUAAAUUCAUAAAAAGCUACUACUUUAAUAGAAAUGCAAAGGUUUUAAGAAGCAUUAGAAUUUUUUGAUCUUGCUAUUUAAAGGGAUUCAAAUAAUGCAAAAUUUUACAACAAUAAAGGCAUAAUCAAUUUCAUAUUUAUUAGCAAUUGCUCUAGCUAAAAUGAAACUUUUUGAACAAUCAUUAGAAAGUUUUGAUAUAGCUAUUUAGAAAUAUCCUGAGUGCUAUCAAUUUUAUUUUAAUAAAGCAUUUACAUUACACUAAAUGGAUCUUUUGGAAGAAGCUUUAAAAUAUUAUGAUUAGGCAAUUUUAAUAAAUCCUAGUUGUUCUGAUCUAUAUUUUUAUAAAGCAAAUACGCUAAUCAAAUUAAAUCGUAUUACUGAAGCAUAAGCAUAAUAUGAUAUUGCAAUAUAGAAAAAUCCUGAAAAUAAAAAUUAUCAUAUGCAUAAGGGUAGUUUUACUCAUAUCUUUUUUAGAAUAAACAACCGUAUAUAAUCAGAACGAAAAUUCAAAGCAGGAUAAAUAUGAAAUUCUAAAAUAAUUUCUUCAGAAUUCUAAUUACAAAUCAUUCAAUCAUAAAAGUAGUUGAUUUAUUGGCAAAUAUUAAAAUUAACUAUUUCACACCAUUA
This is a messenger RNA of Paramecium tetraurelia, 1289 nucleotides long. RefSeq lists its product as uncharacterized. Lineage: Eukaryota; Ciliophora; Oligohymenophorea; Peniculida; Parameciidae. The record is from RefSeq and is a predicted model, not a curated record. Gene Ontology annotation, molecular function: protein binding. The transcript has 10 exons.